Caenorhabditis auriculariae is the source of this 7545-nucleotide messenger RNA. NCBI's taxonomy places the organism in Eukaryota, Metazoa, Nematoda, Chromadorea, Rhabditida, Rhabditidae. The record is from the annotation of a GenBank genome assembly.
AUGUCGGACGUUAAUUGGACGAACCGAGAGCGUGUUUUUCAUGAGAAGGUUAUUUUUAACAUUUUCUCACGCUUCGAUGACUUGAUUCUAGAUAGUUUCGUGAAAUGAUUACAAAGUUUUUGAAGAAAACCAAAAAAAGUUAUCCUUUCGAGCGCAAUCAUAAAACUAGUGUAAAUUCCUAGAAUAAGAAUCGAUCCAGAAAGAUAAAACUUUCUUACCAUGUCCCUGGUUUUUUAAUGAAACUUUGCUGUAGGGUACUUCAGGAUUAACUGAACAAGAAAAAUAUUCUCGCAAUAGAUCUGGUUUUCAAGUAAGGCCGCUGCAUAAACUUCAAACAGCGCUUUUUUGUCAAAAUAUUCCUAAUUUGCAAACUUUGAAGCUUCAUAAAUUGAAAGAAGAUCUAUUGGGAGAGACUCCUUGUUCUGGAAGCUAAAAUGCUUGGUCUCUCCCAAUAGAUCUUCCAAGUUUCAGAAAACGUUUCCUCCAAAGUCGAUUUACAAUUUUCAGGUCUUCGACACACUUUCAAGGCCAAUGUCGCGAGCCAGUAAAAAAGAUUCGGUGUCACCUAACGAAAAUACCGGAACGUGGGUUGUUUCUUUCUAAAGCUCUGUGUUGAAAAUUGUUGAAAAUUCGAAAAAGUGAGGUCCGAUCUUUCGGAAGAAUCUUGUAGGUUGUACAUUUUCGAUUAGGCUAUGGAGCGUUCUUAAUGAAGCUAAACCAAAUAUUUCACAAGAAAAAGGAAAGGUGAGAUCCAGAACUUACUCUACUUUUAUCGCGCCUUUGCAUGCAACUCUAUCAUGUUCGAAAAAAAAAAACCUCUGCACACUAUUCGAUUUCGGCUUUUCUUUGUCAAAUUUCAAACGCGUUGACGAACUUGUGAAUAAGUCGUGUCCACUGCAAAAACAAGCCUUGUUCCAGGUGGGCCAUUCUAUUUCGAGGAGUGAAAAAGUGCUUUGAAAUACGGGCUCAGUUGCAUUCAUUGGGCUCUCGUUUCCUGUUUUUACCCUUCCUUCCUUCUCUUUCACACACAGCUUGACGUCAGUAGUAUGGAAAUUAGCAAUGUCGGAGUCAUAUAGAUUUACAAUGAGCCGAAAAAAAAAACGCUCGAGUGAGGGAGGCAGAAAGCUAAACUUGGCCUCAGCAUUUAAUGUUUGAGCAGUUUUUCAGUUUUCCAGGAACCACUAGAAUGUAAAUUUUUGUGAACGAAAUCGCAAGUUCAAACAUCACGUACAUCGGAAUAUAUGAAUACUGCAAAGCUCUGCCUUUCACAAUCUCUUUCUUUUCUCAUUAAAUUUGUAAUCCUCUCAUUUUUCUCAUGUAUUUGUUUUUUGUAACCUAGAAAAAGCGGAAAAUAAUUUGGACACAAUUUCCUAGCCGAGCAGUUUUUUCAGCUCUUGCAGCCGACUACGUAAUCGGAUGGCUCCAAAAAGUGUUCUAAAAAUAAUUAUGCAAGUUUUACAAGCAGAAUAAACCUUAUUGCCAGAGAUUCAAAGUAGUCAUUUUUAUACAGGUCCUAGAGUCUCCCGAGGAAGUCGAAUAUUAAAAUUCUACACAGCGAGAAUCGUUCCAAUCUCACCAAAUUUUAUGCUCAGUCUGAAGAGAAAUCGAGUUUUAGGCCUCCAAAAAACUAAAUUUCUAUUUUUUUAAAACUCAAAAUGCUAACUAAAGUUGAUUUAUCAACUAGUUUGCUAGCCUCGAAAAGUUUUCUCGGCCGAGUUAAGGCCGUCGAAGAAACAUUUAGUUGAAUUUUCAAAAAAAAUCAACUUCUCAUUUUGAAAAUAUUUCUCAUCUCAUUGCUUUUUUGUAUAGUAUAAAUAAAACCAAAGCACAGCCCGAAAUAAUUGAGAAAUUGUCAAAAAAAUAUAAUCAAAACCUUCAGAAUUCUCUCAAAAGCUUAGAUACGGUUGAAUAAAAAUCUUUUCAUUGAUUUCAAUUCAGAUAUUAAGAGUUCAAGUAAAAAGAAUAGCAAACAUCUUGGAGAAGUCCUCAAUGUUCAAAAAUUGCUCUUCUCGUCGAGAAAAGGGCAUUUUUUUCUGCAUAACUUAGCCUACCAAUACCGAGGCAUCAAUCAUUUCCCUGAAUAGAAAAAUGGACGUUGCCCGAUGUUUUUUUUUAGUUUCGUGCACUCAGUUCCUUCGAAAUUUAUCGGCCACUUUCAAAAAGGCAAAUGAAAAAUGCUUUCCCUCUUUUUUAUUUCUAAAUUUUAGUGAAUCCAGAGAAAAUUUCCCAGCGUCCCCCGCUCUUUUCAUUGGCUUUCGAAUUGUCGAAGAAAAUUAAAAGAAUUUUUGCAGCUUCACUCUUUUUUUCUUCUUCUUUUUGUUUGUUCCUAGAUUUUCGGGUCAGAAAAGACAAAAAAAAAGGGGAAAAUAUUUUCGUCUUUUCUACUUUUCAUUGACAAAGAAAGAGACAAGGAAACCUCAUCGCGUGGUCGAAUGGGCUCAAAAAGGAUGUCCAGAAGAAAAAGGGGUUUUGGCUGCGGAACGCCCGCGGCUUUCUGAAAUAUUAAAAUCUUUCAGGACUGCGGGCGGGCGGUUGUACUUUUUCCGUCAAGUUCCUGUUUUUGUCCAGCACCCCACAAUUUUCCCUAAAAUUUCGAUUCUUAGCUAGGUUUGAGACAAAAAAACGUCACCGUCCAAAUCUCUCUUUUUCGGAGAUCGUCUCUCCAAUACUGUUUAAAACGAGCUUUGAAAAUUUUCUCAAGCUAGUAUUACUUAAUAAAAAUCGAAAAAAAGUUCAACCUACACAGACAUUUUUUUUUGAAAUAACAUCUAUUCUGCGAAAACAUCAUUAUCACCUGUGAAAAAAACAAUUUCCCAAUCAUCUCGGUUUUUCACGAACUCCCAAAAACGGCUGACGCUCAUUAAAAAGUUUUUUUCUAGAAAGAAAAAAAUAAUAAUAAAUCUCGGAGGUAUCAUCAAAUCUCAUUUCAAAAAAAUAAUGAAGUUUGAGAAAUUCACUUGAAUGCUUCCAUUACAAGUUUUUUCGUUUUUUAGAAGCUUUUAGUUCAGAAGGGUCUGAAAGAUUCUUCUAAAUCUUUUUUCUAGAUUAUGACUUUGGUUGUUUCCAAACAAUAUAUUGUUUCACGCCGUUACGGCUUCUAACAAAAAAAAAAACAAAAAUCCAAGCCAAGCUCAACUUUUCAAGGUCUUUUAACGCCCACUACCAAAUCUUUGGACUUUAUCAAAGAAAUUUGAGCCAAAACUCGAAAAGCGCAAAUCGUUUAUUCCACACGUGUCCGUGCAACAUUUAUCAUUUCAUUUUUGAUAUUUAUGGUCGCCUGGGAAUUUUUUCGUCUGUUUCGAGCCAAAUUUGAGCUCCGGCUUCUCAAAGUUCAAGCUCAACUCAACUUAACCAACUUAGCGCUGAAAUUCCAUCCGAAAAGAACUUCAGCUGUCAGCAAAGGGGAAAAAAACGCGACGUGCUCCAAAAAUAACCCAAAUUGUAGUUCCGAGACAUGUUUUCCAUCUCUCUCAGGCCAAAAGUUUUUGUUUCCAUAGCUAUCACGAGUCCAUGUACAAUUUUUCGAAUGAAAAAAAAGCUAUGGGAAAGUCAAGCCAUAAAUAUUAUGAGUUUUUCACAAGACUUACUUUUUCGAUUUCGAAAACAGACUGCAAAACUCCACAAUUACUUCCUCAUCUCAAUGCUUCCAUUCAGAAAAUUAGGAAAUCGAACAUGUUUUGAAUGUUUCUUCCAGAUCAAAAACCGCACAAUAUAUCCCUUUACCAAAAACUCCCAGAGGUGGGCGGAGCCAAAGCUGAAGCAGUUGGUGGCUCAGUUAUUAUCCUAGGAGCAAAGAGCGAGCGACGUCUUUGUCUUUUUGUUAUGAUCUCGAAAUAUUUCAAGUUCUGAAAGUCUUAGCUCUCCAUUCAGAUCUUCCAAAGCAUAAAAUUCAAUUAGUCACCGUCUAACCCGUUUUGAUGAAUUUAAGUUUUUACAUAUCAAACUAGAGCCGAAAUCGUUUCUGCUUUUCCAAAAGUUCAGAAAGUUGAAUUCAAAUUUCCAUACUCAACGUGUGUUUUCGCAAAAGUUCUUUAAGUCCUGCUCGCAUAUUCCUUCAAAAUCUCUUCAUUCUGUAGUUUUGGAAGCCAUAAACCAGCUUCACGAGUUUAGAAGUUAAUAAAGCGUCCAAAAAUCCAGUAGACAUUCCAACAAUGUUCGUUAUUAGGAACAUUGUACCUUGGAGACGCCAACAAAAAAACAAGGCAUGGGAUGGGAGCGUUGCGACAAGGAGCCCAUAUAUAAAUAGAAAAGUAUAUCGGGUUUCCCGUCUCUCUUAUUAUUUUUUCUUUAUUCGACCCCUAAGUGUUAUAAUCAUAAUAAUUCGCUUUACUUUACAGUAUGAACAUGUUCUCGGGUCGAAAAGUCAAGUGGAAUCAUUUUGGAAAGAAGUACGCCCUGCGUUUCAGCGACUACGAGAUGGAGUACGCGGAUUUGUACGACGUGAGUUACAUUUUUUGUCCCGAUUUUUGUUCCCAUCCAGGCUACAGAAUUAUUCCUUUCGAAGCGGUCCACGCGGUUUUUUUUGGCCUAAACAUUCCGUUUGAUUGGCCGUGCGUAUCGAAGGGAAGGGUUCUGUAGCUUGAAAAAAAAAAACGAAAAUUGAGACUACACUCUACUUUUCAAAGUAAGAUUGUAAUUUCAGCAUUCUAAUAAGUAUUUUAGGCGCUGAUGAAGAAAGUGCACGAGGUGCGGCCAGACUUCGAAGGCGAUGUGGCUUACAUCGACCAGUUCGGCCGACAGGUAUAUGAGAAACAAAAAAAGACAUUUUUGAGAGUGAGCGUGUUUUUUGGACUAACAAAGAAAGUUAUUUUACUCUGCGGUUGCGGAUUUCCUGGAAAUUGCACAGAAUAUUUUUUACUGUAUCAGAUGAUGAUUCGAAAAAUCUGAGCCUUCCUAGUUUUUGAGGAAGGAGAUAGUCAAAAUAAAUUCACAAAAUCCGAGAAGCUAGGCCAUUUUGGGACAUCACUGGAAAAGUCUCUAGUAGCCACUUGAGAGGCUCCUCAAGGACUACAUGGAGAGAACACUUAAGUGGACAAUAAAAAGACCUCUAUUGAAGCCCCUAUUCCGCGUGUUAGUGACCGUUAUGGUACUUUUUGGUGGUUCAGUAGUACUACUUGGACUUCCAGAAAGGACACUAAAUUUUAGCCAUCUAAGUGGCCACUAAUUCGAUGAUUAAAAUUUUUCCCAGAAGUUGUACCAAAUAAGCACGUAGCCAUCAGUAAAUUCCUAACCAAAAAGUAAAAUAACCUUCCUCCAAAAUAACUAUUCUAUUGACUUUUUUUCAAAGCUGACCAACAGAUUUUUUAUUACUACUACGCUUCAGGCUAUCGUGACCAAUGACAAGGACGUUCGCGCAGCCAUACACCAAUCAAAAGGCAAACUGAAACUGCACACGACGUUGCGCGAAGGCGCCGUUCUUUCCGCCGCCGACAUCGCCGGUCGUCCGGCGCGGUCGCAGUCUGUCCCACCGGUUCGAUUUUCACGUUUUGAUUCCCAAUCAGAAGGAAUCGGCUUUUAAAUCGCAUCUUUCUGGGCGCAAGCUCUCUUCGACACCCUCCAAAAAUGGUUCUCCAAUAUUUAUGUUAUUGGGAUGACUCGGACCUCGGUGACGAAAACCAGGCGCUUCUGAGUAAUUCUAGGGGUUACUUAAGAGUGCUGACACUACUAAAGUGGUCACUAGAAAUGCUCUGACACGUCCGAUUCGCGUUAUCAAGGUCCGAGGAAUGAUAUUCCGAAUAUUCAGGAGCGGUCCUACCACUCGUACCCUCCUAACUCACGGUCGCCAUCUUCGAUGGACAGCGCUCCGGCGACGUAUCGCCACCGCACAAUGUCGCCUCCACCGUCACAUACGCCGCAGCCACAGCGGGAGAUCAUCAAGACAACCUACAGCCACGCUGGCUCUUUUUCCGGCUAUGGAGUGAGUUAACUAAUAGUCCGUUCUCGGACGUCUGCGUCUCUCUGUUCCCUCACCAGCGAGGUCAGAGAAAAAUGAAAAUAGCACUUCGACAUGAGAGGGUGCCGAGAGACGAGGAGGGCGCAGAGAAGUUCCGCCCUUUCAAGUCGCGAAAAACGGACUACAUGAACAUUCGGAAAUUUUUUGGCUUGAAACCAGCAUUUAAAUAUUUUUUCAAAGGAGAUUUCAUACACGGCGACACCAAAUCGACGCCACACCCACCACAACGGCGGAAAAUAAAAUGUGUUGUACGCAGAGCACGCGAUGCAUGAAAAGCGACGCGCAAAAAGCGAUAUGAUCAUAUCAAAAACGCCCAACUUGAUUGAGGCAGGGCUAAAGCUAUUUCAUCCACAAUCACCCUAAAGAGUUGUGUGAGAAAUCAUAUUUUAAAUUUAUAAAAAAAUAAUUGGGAGUGAAGUUCUCUAGAACAAGUACGUCUGGAAAUAUUAGACCAGUAAUUUCCAUGAGCGAAUAUUUUGAGAAAUCCAUAUGUCACCUCUUGAUUGGUAUUAUGAAGAUUAACUUUUUUAACAAAUUUAGCUUCAUUCCAAAGUGAAGCCGCUUAUCGAAAAAAAGAGAUUUUCCGCCACAUUAAUUUUUUGCCGAAUGAGGAAAAAAAAAUGAUCGAAUGUUCUCAUAUGCAUAGGAAAUAAAGAGCGCAAGUUUCAUCAUUAUGUGGUCCGGGAAAGUUUCCUUCCGCUUCUAUAAAUAUAUAUUUUCUCGCAGAUCGCAAUUAUGAAGGAUUUUUGGACGUUUCUGCACACAAGUUUGAAGCGAAAAAAAAAAUGUUUAUGCCGUGUUCAAAGGGAUCGCGCGAUAUCAAAAAUAGGUGGUCAGAAUAAAAGCUAAAAUGACUGAAAAGAAUUACAAAAUAAUAAAAAUGAAUCAUGAUGACUUAAAGCACCGAUAAUUGUCCUGGAAGUGAUACUGAUGACAAAGGUUUUUCAACAGAUUUUAAUUUCAGAAUGGCACUACAGAGAACUUAUUUUGAUCGGUUAGAGAUUCAUCUUGAAAUAUGAACAAAAUGGCUUUUCGCGUUGAUUAAUUUUCAAGAUUUGAGUUUAGAAAAACAGUAAUUGUGACCAAAAUAAAAAUCUCUUAUCCAAUUACUUGCAGAACGGCUACCCUUACAAGGCGGGGUAUCCAUACUCGCAAAGCAUUCUCUACGGAAUGCCGCCGCACAAUGGAAUGCUCCUAAGGUUAGUUGGUGAAAUUAGGAAUUCUGUUGCCGGAGAAUCCGGAAAAUUGUGAAAAAGAGUACUCAGACCUCAGUAACGAGAACCGGACGGGCUCCGGACGUUUCGGGCAUCUCAAAUAAUAACUUAAACCGCUGUAGGGAUUUAUAGAAAUGCUCAGAAACUUCCGGAGCGCGCCUGACUAGCGCUACCGCGGAAUUUUUUUUUGCAUAAUUAAAAAAAAACAACAGCCCAGGAAACUCCAAAUUUUUAAGUCUGUCUCAUUCCAGGUUCCUGGCGAACCCAUUCCCAUUCGGUCACCAUCAUCGCACUUUUGUCGGUCCCAACAAAUACCACCAUUUUGGCGGCUGGGGCGGCGGCCGCUACUAUUCCUCGGGCUUCGGACCAGUUUGGUGA